This is a messenger RNA of Caenorhabditis briggsae, 2175 nucleotides long. RefSeq names its product Protein CBR-PRX-6 (gene Cbr-prx-6). The record is from RefSeq and is a predicted model, not a curated record. Gene Ontology annotation, biological process: protein import into peroxisome matrix. NCBI's taxonomy places the organism in Eukaryota, Metazoa, Nematoda, Chromadorea, Rhabditida, Rhabditidae. Gene Ontology annotation, molecular function: ATP hydrolysis activity; ATP binding. The coding region runs from base 1 to 2175 and encodes 724 amino acids. Gene Ontology annotation, cellular component: peroxisomal membrane; cytosol. The transcript has 7 exons.
AUGGUCACUAAAGAAGACUUUUUCAAAUACUAUUUUUCUAUAGUCCUUUCUAGAAAUGCGUCCAAAAAUUGGCUGCGACGGAUACGAAAAUCUAUUUGGGAUAAAAAUUUAGUUUUAAAACUUGUGAUUGAUCAGGAGGGACGUAGUACAAACGCAAUUUUUAUCAACUCCUCGACUUGCUGGACCCUUGGAAUUCUGGAUUCUCAACUUGUCAAAGCCUCCUUCACAACUACAAAUGAACAUGGACAUUCUGAAACUUUUGAGAGGAUUAUGAAAGUUAAAAUUGAGGAUUCUGUAAAAAUUGGAAGUCUUCGAAUAUCCAGAUGUGAUGUUUUCAAUAUUUUUGGGGAGGAGGAAUUCAUAGAGAGCGUUGUUAUAAAUAAUCUGACACCGAUUUUCAAAUUAUGUGGGCCACCGAUUCCUGUGGCGGAGGAUGCAAAAUUAUCAUUGAUUCGACAACCAGGAAUUCCAAAGCACAUUCGACUGGACAAGAAUCAUCUGGAGCAGAUUUUGAAAAAUCCAAACAUCUUCUACAAAAAUGACGUCAUUCAAAUCACCGACUACAACGUCUACACUGACACCACCACCAAUCUAUUCUACAAACUCGACAUCUCCACAUCUCCAUGCAUUCUAGACUCCACCACAUCUGUCUAUGAAACCUCCGCUGUCUCCCAUAUGCUUCCAUUUUCCAACUUCUUGCUCCGUAACCCCUUGACGUCUUCUAUGAAGUCUACCGUCGAAAGAAUGACUCAUAUCUAUUAUGCACAACGUCGUCUAACAAAGAAGGCGUUGGUUUUCUUGGUCACCGGAGCUUCUGGAUCUGGGAAACGUCUUCUGAGUCAGGUGUUAGCCGCGAGGACUCAUAGGAGCUUUUAUGAAGUUGAUGGCUAUGAGAUGGUCACAGAGAAUGCGUCGGCUGCAGAAUCCAAAUGGACGUCAUUGUGGGAGAAGGCAAAGUUGUUGAAGAGCUGCUUGCUAUUUGUGAGAAAUGCCAAUGUUUUGGCUAUUGAUCAGUUCAAUGCGUUGGACCGUCGAAUCCUUCAACACAUUGAACUGAAACUCUCGGAGCCAUCCAAACUCACCGUCGUUUUCUCUUCCACCACCGACAUGCUCAGCUCCAUGUCCCCAAAUGUCAAAAAUCUAGCCCUCUAUACAUUUUCCGCGGAUUUUAUGGAUGAGAGUGAGAGAAGGUUUUGGCUCCAAUACCAUUUGAAGGAGAAGCUGGCAAGCCAUGUGGCAAAGAAGACGUCAGGUUUCUCAUUGGCAGAAUUACAAGAGCUAGUGAAAAAUGGGAAGAAAGUGGUGGCCACCAGUGAAGAUAAACUUUAUGAGGAUUUGAUAGACAAUAGGAAUUCAAAUUUUGCGGAUGCGAUUGGAGCACCAAAGAUCCCAAAUGUUCGAUGGGAGGAUGUUGGAGGUCUUGAGGAAACGAAACAAACAGUUUCAGAAAGUAUUCGAACUAAUUUAUUUGGGUCUAGAGCCCUUAAAAGAUCUGGAAUCAUUCUCUACGGAUCGCCAGGAUGUGGGAAGACCCUGAUAGCGAAAGCAGUGGCGACAGAGUUCAAAAUCGCAUUUCUCUCUGUCAAAGGACCAGAACUUCUCAAUAAAUACGUAGGACAAAGUGAAGAAAAUCUGCGAAAAGUGUUCGAAAGAGCCAAACAAGCGUCGCCCUGUGUGAUUUUCUUCGAUGAAAUCGAUAGUUUGGCUCCAAAUCGAGGAAGAAAUGGGGAUUCGGGAGGAGUGAUUGAUCGGAUUGUGUCCCAAUUGUUAGCUGAACUGGACAAGCUUCAUAACUCUCCACUGACAAAAGUUUUUGUCAUGGGAGCCACGAAUCGACCGGACCUUUUGGAUAAUUCUUUAAUGACACCUGGAAGGUUUGAUAAGUUGGUGGAAGUGAAGCCAGGAGAGGAUGUGGAAUCGAAGAGGAAGAUUUUGGAGGCUGUGUCGAGGAAGAUGAAUUUUGAUAAGGAUGUGGAUUUGAAAGAAAUUGCGAGUAAAGUCGAUGAAAAAAUGUCCGGUGCCCAGCUAUUUUCAAUUAUCUCCAACGCGGGAAUGGCUGCAAUUGUGGAGACAAUCGAAAAAAUCGAAAGCGGCAAAACUGAAAAUCAAAGUGUACGGGUUGCACAAAGACACCUUCUGGACAGUGUUCAAAAGUUUCACGACACUAAACUUUAA